Molecule: messenger RNA, 2650 nt
Organism: Larimichthys crocea (large yellow croaker)
Lineage: Eukaryota; Metazoa; Chordata; Actinopteri; Sciaenidae
Product: Golgi reassembly-stacking protein 2
Exons: 10
Coding region: 118-1434 (438 amino acids)
Biological process (GO): Golgi organization
Cellular component (GO): Golgi apparatus
Molecular function (GO): protein binding
Source: RefSeq, a predicted model, not a curated record
GUGUGUGUGUGUAUGUGUGUGUGUGUGUGAGAGAGUGUGUGGAAGUAUCCAGGUAUCUCAUCUCUGCUGGUCAACAAGCUGCCAUAAAACCUCAAAAGCCUUAAAAACAGCGAGACCAUGGGAGGAACGCAGAGCGUGGAGAUCCCGGGAGGAGGCUCCGAGGGCUACCACGUCCUCCGGGUUCAGGAGAACUCUCCCGGACACCGUGCAGGACUGGAGCCUUUCUUUGACUUCAUCGUCUCCAUCAACAACACCAGACUGAACAAGGACAACGACACCUUGAAAGACUUGCUCAAAGCCAGUGUGGAGAAACCAGUUAAGAUGCUGGUUUACUCCUCAAAGACCCUGGAGCUGCGGGAGUCGACAGUCACCCCCAGCAACCUGUGGGGCGGCCAGGGCCUGCUCGGGGUCUCCAUUCGUUUUUGCAGCUUUGAAGGAGCCAAUGAGAAUGUUUGGCAUGUGCUGGAAGUGGAGCCUAAUUCCCCGGCAGCCCUCGCCGGCUUGCGACCACACACAGACUACAUCAUUGGAGCUGAUACCGUUAUGAACGAGUCCGAGGACCUGUUCUCUCUGAUAGAGAGCCACGAGGGGAAAGGCCUGAAGCUCUAUGUGUACAAUACAGACACUGAUAACUGCAGAGAAGUGAUCAUCACACCGAACGGUUCCUGGGGAGGAGAGGGCAGCCUUGGAUGUGGGAUUGGCUAUGGAUACCUCCACAGGAUCCCAACAAGGCCUUUUGAAGAGGGGAAGAAGAUCAGCUUCCCUGGAAACUCUCCCAGUGAGCCCGUCAGUCCACUGAAGGAUGGCUUCACCGAGGUCCAGCUUUCAGCAGUGACCCCUCCUUCUACUGUGCCUGUUGUCCCCUCUGGCCUUGAAGAGUCACUGUCAGGCCUGUCAAUCAGCACAGCCCCGCCCACCAUGCCCAGUGAGCUGCAGACAGGUUUGCCCACAGUCCCGCUGCUUCCCUCCUCCACCAGCCCCUCCCUCAGCCCCCUCACUCCGCUGAAUCCUGCAGCCACCAGUUUCAACCCCGCCACCACGCUACCAGGUCUGAUGCCCCUCCCAGGUGGCUUACCUCCGCUUCCCAACUUACCCAACCUCAACCUGCCGCUCCCAGACCUCAGUGCCGUGUCAUUAGCAGGACCACCGCCAGUAGGAACCACAGUCCCACCUCUGGCAUCUCUCCCACCCCUCAACCUCCCAGGUCUGGCCCCCUUACCCCCCCUUACCAUGCUGCCCUCCCAUCUGCCUCCUCUCCUCCCUCAGGGAGUGAGCCCACUCCUGCCCAUUUCCACCACCGCUCCUCCAGCCUCGGUCACAGUCACGGCAGCACCUGUGAUCGAACCCGCCGCCGACCGCAAACUCCCCACGGAAGCAGUCUCCACGAACGCCACGGAGUCACCGGCUCCCACGGAAACAACACUAACUUCGUAACCUGGGGGAAAAAAAAAAAGCUCCUGCUUGCCAUCAAACCAAAACACACACCCGGUUUCUCUCUUUCUCCUGUUUGUCUUUCUCUGUGUUUUUCUAUUUAUUUGGCCAAGAGGGACAGGCAGACAGCUGCAUUAGUUCAGACACAGAGGUCAGCGUGCUCCAGUUAUGGGUGAGGAAGCUUGUGUGAAGCGAUGAAGGAUGAAUAUGAAGAAUGGAGGACGGAUGUAGACUGGUCUUAACCAACAUGUCUUUAUUGCCAGAUUCUCACGGAGCUUGCCUAAGCUCCCGUUGAGCAGGACGAGGUCUACUCUUUGGUUUGUAGUUUGCUUCGCACUUCUGCAGUUACAACAAGGCAAAGAACUAUUUUAGGAUUUCCCCCUUUCUGAUCCGGCAAUCCUCUCUGUUUCACAUACUUAUUUUUUUAUAUAAACCGUGUAUGUUAAUGGGGCUGGAUGAUAAAUCACAUUUACUGAAUUACUAACUACAUCAUGAUUUCCUUUUUUAUGAGAAAUAAACGGAGUAGCUACAAUAACCAAUGACGUCUGAGUGCUAGUUCAGUCAACCAAUCAGCACAAGUCCUAAGGUCAUUAACUGGUCAUACUGUAAUAAAUCGGGCCAAAGGGCUGCAAGAGAGACAAAUAUCAUGCACUGCUGUUAUAUUUCUGCUAUAAUAAACAAUAGAUAAAUAUGAAUUCAUCAUGUUAUAGAUCAUCCAGCCCUAACCUAACCUUUUAUUAUUAGCUAAUAGACCCCAUGACCGAUAGAUUCAUUUGAUUCAUAUUAAUUUUUGUUGAAAUUGCUGUAUAAGUCUCCACCCAAUGAAUGAGUCUGCAUUAUUUUGCACCACCUUUUGUGUUUUGAAAUUAUUAGUCUGUCCUUUUUUGUUUUUGUUUGUAUGUCUCCAUGUGUAUCCAGAACUCGACAGUGCCCGUCUCUACAACACAGAGUCGGCAGCAGAGGGCCAUGCCGGAGGGGACUGGUUACAUGAGCUACUGAGUAGAGUGUAUGUGCUUGCUGUUGGGUGAUUUAGUUGGUAGGGUGAAUUAUGGGUGCAGGAUUAUUAAAUACAACAUACGUUCUCCUCCUGGCAUGGCCGAAGUGAAUCUGUAGGAAGAGUUGCAGUGAUGCAGUACAACCACAAGGUGCCACUGUACCAGAAGUUUCCGAAAACAUCAACAAUAUGCACAGUGCGAGCAAUAAAGCCAAAUUAAUUUUA